Molecule: messenger RNA, 4067 nt
Organism: Esox lucius (northern pike)
Lineage: Eukaryota; Metazoa; Chordata; Actinopteri; Esociformes; Esocidae
Product: nuclear receptor subfamily 4 group A member 1
Exons: 7
Coding region: 265-2031 (588 amino acids)
Biological process (GO): regulation of transcription by RNA polymerase II; cellular response to corticotropin-releasing hormone stimulus
Cellular component (GO): nucleus; transcription regulator complex
Molecular function (GO): RNA polymerase II cis-regulatory region sequence-specific DNA binding; nuclear glucocorticoid receptor binding; zinc ion binding
Source: RefSeq, a predicted model, not a curated record
AAACGAGCAACAAAUUACCCGAAGAAAGCAAUGAAGAAAAGCUGACUUUGUCCUAAGGACUUUGCUGUUGAUGUUGUUCUUUAGUCUUUAGAAACUGCUCAAAUAUUGAAAGUAAAACAGUAAGGGCACUGAGUUGUGUAAUGUAUGCAAACACAAUCGUGCUUAUCCUGAGCUAGCGGACCUACGGGAGAGAAGUAAGCUGUGUUACGCUUUGAAAUUGGUUUUCCGUGAAGCUGAACAAAGCUAGUUACAAGAUGCACAGUGAUGCCCUGUGUUCAAACUCAGUAUGGAACUGUGCCCUUCGACAGCAAUUAUUUCAGUUCUGAGUUCCUGAACCCCGACCUCAGUGCCAAGCUGGCCAUGGACAUCGGCGCCCAGCGGGACCAGCUGUCAGCCUCACCCCUCCCCAGCAUCAACACCCUGGUGGCCAGUGGCUACGUGGGCGAGUUUGACGCAUACUCCUGCCAAAUCACUGCCUCCAAUGCCCCUCCUCCUGGCCACGUGGCCGGCGGCAGCUCCAGCCCUCAGGCUCAGCACUCUGCCUUCAAACUGGAUGACCUCCAGGUGUAUGGCUGCUACCCGGGCUCCUUCGCACUCAGCUACCUCGACGAGACGCUGUCUUCCUGUGGCUCUGAUUACUAUGGCAGCCCUGUGUCGGCAGCCGCCUCCCCACCUACUCCAGGCCUCCAGAGCCAGCCCGGUUCAGCCUGGGAUUCCCCGUUUAGCCCCUACUCCCCAGGCCCUGGGUGCUGGGGUGCCGAUAAGUCAGGCCUGGCUCAGCAGCCCUCAUUCUUUACCUUCAACCCCCCUGCGGAGCAGCACUCCCCCCUGGGGCAGCACCAGUGUCCCCAGCAGACUGAGGAGGACCCAAUCUUCCAGCCCUCCCAGCAGCAUGCCUCACCUCUCCACUACACACCGCUGGCCCUUGACCCGGGGUCGCUGGACAACCAGGGGCUCAUGGAGGGGCCCAUGUCCUUCCCUAAGACCUCCAGCCCUGGGGCCAAUGAGGGCCGCUGUGCGGUUUGCGGGGACAACGCCUCUUGUCAGCACUAUGGCGUCCGCACCUGUGAGGGCUGCAAGGGGUUCUUUAAGAGAACUGUACAGAAGAAUGCUAAAUAUGUGUGUUUAGCCAACAAAGACUGUCCAGUAGACAAGAGGAGGCGGAACCGUUGCCAAUUCUGCCGUUUCCAGAAGUGCCUGAUGGUGGGAAUGGUAAAAGAAGUUGUGCGCACAGACAGCCUGAAAGGUCGCAGGGGUCGCCUGCCUUCUAAACCCAAGACUGUGCAGGAGUCAGCACCCUCCACGCCACCCGUCAACAUCAUCACCUCUCUUGUCAGGGCUCACAUAGACUCCAACCCUGUCAUCGGAAAGCUGGACUACUCCAAGUACCAGGAGACAGUGGCCAGUCUGUCAGAAAAAGAGGAUGCCAACGACAUUCAGCAGUUCUAUGACCUACUGACCGGCACCAUGGAUGUACUCCGGAAAUGGGCCAAGACCAUCCCAGGAUUCACUGCCUUCUGUGAAGAAGACCAGGAUCUACUCCUAGAAUCUGCGUUUGUGGAACUCUUCAUACUGCGGUUAGCAUACAGGUCAAGUCCUGAGAAGGACAAGCUGAUCUUCUGCAAUGGUGUGGUACUUCACCGUAUGCAGUGUGUGCGAGGCUUCGGCGACUGGAUCGACUCCAUCAUGGACUUCUCCCAGAGCCUCCACCGAAUGAACCUGGACGUGUCAUCAUUUGCCUGCCUCGCAGCACUCGUCAUCAUCACAGAUCGCCAUGGCCUUAAAGAGCCCAAACGGGUAGAAGAGUUUCAGAACCACCUCAUCACCUGUCUGAGGGACCAUGUGACCAGCAGUGGUUCCGACUCGGGGCGGUCACAGCCCAACUUCCUGUCCCGCCUACUCGGGAAGCUUCCGGAGCUGCGUACCCUCUGCAUUCAGGGCCUUCAGCGCAUCUUCUACCUGAAACUGGAGGACCUGGUCCCGCCCCCGCCGAUCGUAGACAAAAUCUUCAUGGAUACCUUACCUUUCUGAAAAGGCAGUUAAAAAGUUGAAGAAAGUUUGUGAUACACUGAGAAGGGUGAAUAAGGGGAUCUUGUCUGAGUCCAUUGCAUUGGGGACUUCUGAGUGUUAAAUGUGGACAGUAGGGACUACCAGGCCUGCACAUACCCCUGACGUGGCCUUGCCCCUUUCCAGUGUAUUCACAUCGUGACAAGUCUAAUUCUGCCUCUGGUCCAGUGACCACUUCAAAGUGAGUACUGAGACAAUUCUUCUUAUAUUUCGUUUUUAAAGCAAAAAUCCUGGGGGUGAUAGAACUGGAUAUCUAUUUUUACAAUCUCAUGACAUUCUCAUGGACAAGUGUAUUCAACAAAAGAGAAGGCGUGAGAGAACUUUUUGGCCUCUUUUGUAGUUGUCACUUUGUGGAGUGGUUUUAUUGCUAUGCAAAAUGUAUACAUUUGUGUUUAUGCACGCUGUGAGAUACUGGGAGAAAUCUAAUGGUGUGCUGUACGUACAGCUCUUAGGGGAAUAUCUGGACCGUACUUUUGCCAGAUACAUUUCCUCUAAAGGGACAGUAAAGUAUUCAAUCAGUCAAUAUAUUCAAACCUGAACAUCUGCUCAUCCCCCCCUUUUAAAAAUUCUAUUGUGUCCACAUCCCAACUCAAAUCCAUCCCUCAUCAGGAGUGUGACACCAGGCCUUGAUAUGGGGAGUAUGGACAAUCUCUGCAUCUUUCAAGACAGUUGUGCUAUGUGAGAGAUGGAGUUAAUGUUCACAGUAAGCUAUUAAUAUGUAAAUACUAGCUGAAAUGUACCAGUGGCCUAGCUUUGGCCUUAGGUGAGGGCAAGACUUGCCCCAGUGAGACAUGGGUGCUGGUGUGAGUAUAUGGAACCAGAAAAGUCUGAGCCGUUUGGGUAAAACACUGGUUUGUAUUUUGUAUGGAAAUGCGCCAUCAUUAGUUGCUGUUUGAAGUGUGGAGAGUCUCCAUGGGUCUCCAGUUCAAUAGUCUUUCUCAAAAACAGCAAUUUCUUUCAGAAAAUGUUUUUUUUAAUUAUCAUAAACAUAAUAGUAAUUGUAAUAAAAUACAUUUUAGUUCUGAUACAGUAACUUUACAUCUAUAGAAAAUCUUGGACCAAAUGGAAGCUGUUUAUCUGCCUACAGCUCAUUAACCCUAAAGCCUUAAUGUAUCUUUAAAAGGUGCCAAAAUGUUGACCUGCAUCACAUUGGGAGUAUUGGGAGUAUUGGGAGUUUUUAAUGGCAGGAGAAUCAUAUCACUGAAACCAAAAAAAUGUCCUUCAAACAAAAAGAGUAAAGCCAUGAAUUCCUUAAAAGAUAAACAUGCCAGCAGAAUUACAAAGCUUUAAAGUGCCUUUAAAAAAAAGGUAUAAAUAAUUACACCCUGAAGGACUUUGUAUUCAGGUUUUCAUUCCAACCGUCUCACUGGUAGAAACACUGUAAAACGACCUAUUUAAUGUCAACAACGACAAGAUUAGGAAUCAUUCAAACGGACAUGUACAAUUGGCUGAAAUUAACAUGUGCAUACCAAGAGAUACUUGAAGGUUAGGAAUCCCAUGGUUUGGAAUAUCCUAAGGGUAGUCUAGGGGUGUACAUUUUGGAAUACAUUUGUUUUUAUGAAUGUAGGAGAGUAUUAAGUUUCACAGUAUAUAGCUGUAACAUGGAUUCAGUCAAGUACGUGAUCCUUAAUGCUUUACAGGUUCCUAUCCUUAUUCUUAACUGUCUUUACAAACCUGUGCUACUCUAAGUGUUGCCUUACACAUGCUCCUUCAGGAGGAGCGUGUGCACUUUUAUUAUAAGUUGUUGUUUUAAUUUUGUUUUUGAAAUGAACAUUUAAGUGAUGUCAUAAUACAGUGAAAUGUGACAAAAACACGAGCAGCUAAGAGAAUUUCAGCGUUCUAACACAGAAUUCAGAUUUAUAAAAAUGUCCUGCUUCUUUUUCUGUUUGUUUGUGAAAUGUGUGUAUGCUUAUAACAGAAAUACUUUAUAUUUGUGAGUUUUCGUAAUGUGGUACAUAAGUAUACAUAUUCAGAGAAAAGUAUUUAAUAUUAAAAGAACA